This is a messenger RNA of Saprolegnia diclina VS20, 1523 nucleotides long. RefSeq lists its product as hypothetical. NCBI's taxonomy places the organism in Eukaryota, Oomycota, Saprolegniomycetes, Saprolegniales, Saprolegniaceae. The coding region runs from base 31 to 1452 and encodes 473 amino acids. The record is from RefSeq and is a predicted model, not a curated record. The transcript has a single exon.
ACAAGCGUGCGCCUCGUGGGGGGUAACCUCAUGUGCGGCAGCGACCUUCCGGGAACCCCACCAUCAGGCGCACUGCUGACGCUCUUUGGUAUCGACAUGGUAUGCGGCUGGCGGUACCUGGACUUCUUUACCCCAUCUAGGACCGGUCUUAUCUUUGCCCUCUCGGGCUUUGACGCCGUCCAUCGACUUCAGCCAAAGUUUGACUUCGCCGCUUUUUGUGCAAGUGAUGUUUACGCCGAGCCCAACUGCGAGGCCAUCUACGACGCGUCCUACACCUAUGUAACAGCCUUCUUUCCAGAUGCAGCAACUCUCCAAGCAUUGGCAGUUGCAGCCGAGACCGACACCCGAUCUCUCUCGAUUGAAAUGACCCAGUACGUCAAUCGUAGCGGCGUCAUCGAGCUAUACCGAAUCAAUAUUCUGGAUCCGACCGACCGCUCCUGGACGUUCUUUGGCUGGAACUAUCUGGCCGAGUGGGUUGUCGGUCAGCGCGAAGUUGUCUCGUUUCAAGGCGACGGCGGCACGGUCACGGGCAUGUCCCGCUUUACGCUCCUCUCCACGCUCUUGCCAACCGAAGCGGCGAUCCCGACACGCCUCUCGUACGUCUGUCAGCAGUGUGUCCGGUACGUCACGGGCGCCAUCAUGGUGGGUGCGGGAGUUGCUGCCUACUACGCUAUCUUUGUUUGCCGCGGCUACAUUGAAGGCAUGAACCUUUUCUCGGUAAACCGACUCAUUGGCCACGCGUGGAUUGGUCGGACGCUGCUCAUCAUUCGCGGUAUCACGGCGCUUUGGCUGCUCAACACACCGCCCUUGCAGCUCCAGGCGUUCGGCGUCGGUGCUCGCUUUCAGGCAUCGCCGCUAGAGUGGUUCCCGACGUUCCUUGCUACAUCCGAGCUCACAUGGCUGGUCUACAUCGCCAACGACCUCUUCAGCUGUGUUACGCGGCAGUAUACGCUCCUCUACGCCUGGAAGAGCUCGGUCGCAGCUUGCAUAGUCGCAGUGGCGUGGAGGUUUGCCGCGCCUCAAUACUACACUGCCUACGUGCGCCGAAGCUGCCGGUACAUUGACAUGGACGUAGCUCUGAGCUGCACGAGCGGCUACGUCGAGCUUGGUCAUUGGAGCCGCGUUGGCGUUGACGUCGGUCUCUGUCUCGGGAGUGUCAUUCUGGCGGCUCUUAUCGAGCGACUACGGUAUCCGCAUCUCUUGGCGCCACCCAAACCGUCGCUCUUGCUCAAUGCGACGAGUGUCUACUCGUUGGAAAUGGCCAACUGGACAGUAGACGGUCACGUCUACUUGGACCGCAUGUCGGCCGCGAUGACGGGCUUGUUCACGUGGCGAGUGCGCGGCGUUAUACAUGUGUUUGACAUCAAGAGCUGGCGGCAUUUCACGGCCACGCCCGACUCCAAGAGUUUCUUGGACCCGGCCUCUGUCCUACCCCUCCACCGCAUUUGUUGACGCCAGGUUUGAGCAUGGUUAUCAUGAUGAAUCGAGGCAUGUAUUUUCUAAAGCAUCUAGUUUCUACCGAA